Molecule: messenger RNA, 2550 nt
Organism: Apus apus (common swift)
Lineage: Eukaryota; Metazoa; Chordata; Aves; Apodiformes; Apodidae
Gene: GGA2
Product: golgi associated, gamma adaptin ear containing, ARF binding protein 2
Exons: 14
Coding region: 360-2210 (616 amino acids)
Biological process (GO): intracellular protein transport; vesicle-mediated transport
Cellular component (GO): trans-Golgi network
Molecular function (GO): ubiquitin binding; small GTPase binding; phosphatidylinositol binding
Source: RefSeq, a predicted model, not a curated record
AACAACUGUGGUGAAAGAUUUCACAAUGAAAUAGCAAAAUUCAGGUUCUUGAAUGAGCUGAUUAAAGUGCUUUCUCCAAAGGUAGGUGGUCAUGGUUAUGCUGGACAUUGCAGAUGGGACACACCGUUUAGUUUGUGUUGGAUACAAAAAAUUGGUCUCACACAGAAGUAGAGCAGAAUUCUUCUGUGGUUCCAAGCACAAGGACUGGGUGUGAAUUCCCCUGUAAAAGAUGUAAGCUAGGGACUCUUCCUCUGAAAAGCUUUUGUGGUUUCUCCUUUCUCUGCUGGGACAAUUUGGGACUCUACAGGAACUUGAAUUUGUUGCUGUGACCCCUCAGCCUGUGGCCCUUUUGCCUUGCAAUGAUUUACAGAACUUUGGUUGUGGAAAUGGUGGAGGAGAGGGAUGCCAGGAGCUGCCCAGAGCCUCUCCUGUGUUUUCUUAUGCUCUGUCCUCAAACCCUUGUGCUGUGGCUGCUCUCCUCCUUGCUUCCUCCUGCCAAAGGUCAGCCUGGGUUUGGGUCCUGUUCAACAGGCAGGAUCAGCUUAGGUAGCAGCAGGGGAGCUGGACUUCAGCAGCAUUUCAGCACUGGUUCCUGUGCCACAAGAUACACCGUUGACAACACUUACUAUGGAACCUGGUCUUCAGAAAAAGUCAAGUCAAGAGUUACAGAAGUAAUAUUCAGUUGGACAGUCUGGUUUCCUCAGGAAGUUAAAAUCCGGGAUGCUUAUCAGAUGCUGAAGAAACAAGGGAUUGUAAAAGAAGACCCCAAAGUGCCAGAAGACAAAAUUUUACCUCCCCCUUCUCCAAGACCUCAGAAUUCAAUUUUUGACACAGUUGAAGAGAAAUCAAAGCUCUUGGCAAGGCUUCUGAAGAGCAGCCACCCUGCAGACCUGCAGGCUGCCAACCGUCUGAUCAAGAGCAUCAUCAGAGAGGAACAAGAAAAGUCAGCCAAGGUGUCCAGAAGAGUGGAUACCAUCCGUGAGGUUUCUGAGAAUGCUAAACAGAUGGAUGAAUUGCUGGAAAAAUACAAGAGACAAGAAUUAUCCAAAUCCGACCAGGAGACCCUAGAGACUCUGUUUCAGCGCUGUGAGAAGCUCCGGCCGCUGCUCUUCCGCCUGGCCAGCGAGACAGUCGAGGACGACGAGGCUCUAGCUGAGAUCCUGCAGGCCAAUGACAAGCUCACACAGGUGCUCAGACAGUACAGGCAGGUUGUAGCCAGCCCUGAAGAUGGUGGUGGAGGAGGUUCAGCCACCAGCUCUGCUGAUGCACCAGCCUGCCAGCCAGUCCCACAGCACGUGAGGAGCUACACACUGAUUGACUUCUCAGAACUGGAGGUGACAUCCCAGUGUCCUGUAGAUCAGUUUGCAAACACAACCACCACCUCCCAGCAGGGCAGCACCACCUCCACCUGUCUACUCAAUGAGGAGCUGAAGGCUUUAGGUCUCAGCAACUCUCCUGUUGUACAGAAGCCACCGCCUGAUUUUGGCUUAGCAGAGGCUGCUGCACACAAUGGACAUGGUGAAACCAUAAGUGCUGUUCAGACAUGGGGACUGCAGGAGAGCUGGGAGGAGAGCUGUGCAGAGGAGGGUGGAUUCCAGGGCCUGGCUGAUCAGCUCUCUCCACCGUCCAGGACACACACAUUAUCCUUGGAUUUAUCACCAAUGAAAUUGCCCUGUCCAGACCUUCCAAGUAGCUCAAUGGCAGACACUUCAUUCUCCAGCUUAGGCUCUGAGCUGAAGCCUGCUGCCUCUUUGCAUCCAGCUUCCCAUGAUGCUUCUCUAGAAAACCUUUUUGUCCCUUUAAUUGAAAUUACACCAAGCAGUGUCUGUCCACUCACGGUGUAUGACAGGAAUGGUUUCAAGGCUAUGCUCCACUUCUCCAGAGACCUGGCUCCUGGCCGACCAGAUGUGCUGGUGAUGGUUCUUUCCAUGCUGAGCACAUCAGCUCAACCAAUUAAGGACAUAGUGUUCCAAGCUGCAGUCCCAAAGACCAUGAAAAUAAAGUUACAGCCAGCAUCUGGCUCUGAGCUGCCUGCCUUCAACCCCCUUCUGCCCCCAGCAGUGGUAUCCCAGGUCCUGCUGCUUGCCAAUCCACACAAGGAUCCCAUCCGACUGAGGUACAAGCUGGCCUUCAGGCAAGGUGUGCAGCCCUUCAGGGAGGCUGGAGAGCUGACUGGCUUCCCAGAAGCAGAGCUGUGGGGCAGGAGCUGAAGUUCAGCGGGCUGGGACGUUGCCAUCUUCCCUCGGCGGUGGAUGGGGAGGGACUGUGCCAGCCGAGCUGGCCUGGGCUCUGUGAUGGCUCCUUUCCUCGGGAUCCACCAUCUCCUCCUUCCUUCUGGUUGCUGUGCUGUGUCUGGCAGGUGGAAUGUAAACUGGCAGCUUCUGCCACAGCCUUUUUCUGUAGCUGACCCUGCUUUACACGACCCUCCUGUAAAGCUCAGGAGCCUUAAUGCUUCUUCUGUACAAGUCUUUCUUGCUGCUUUCAGGGCAGAUUUUCCCUUGCUCCCAUUACCUUUUAUUUUUUAAUUAAAAAGCAAACCGGUACCAACAA